Rana temporaria (common frog) is the source of this 3254-nucleotide messenger RNA. Its product is annotated as gastrula zinc finger protein XlCGF57.1-like. The transcript is spliced from 8 exons. Gene Ontology annotation, biological process: regulation of transcription by RNA polymerase II. Lineage: Eukaryota; Metazoa; Chordata; Amphibia; Anura; Ranidae. The record is from RefSeq and is a predicted model, not a curated record. Gene Ontology annotation, molecular function: RNA polymerase II cis-regulatory region sequence-specific DNA binding; DNA-binding transcription factor activity. Bases 134 to 2845 code for a protein of 903 amino acids.
GUUCAAGAUGCACAGACAGGAAGUAGUGUAAGGUAAAGGCAGGAAGUGAUGUAGGUAGAGACAGGAAGUGAUGUUGACAUUGUAACAGGAAGUUCCGGGUGAAAGGUGAAUUGGAAGGACAUAAAGAGGAAACAUGGCUGAAACCGGUGGAGCAGAGGAGAGAUCAGAGUCUUGUAUGGAUCACACAAUCACAUCAGCGAGGAUGGAGGAGGACUCGAGUCGCAUGACCGAUAGGUUAAUGGACCUCACCCUGGAGAUCAUCUAUCUGCUGACCGGAGAGAGUUGUCCUCCAGUGAAGUCCGGUGACCAUCUAACCAUCAGAGUGCCUUCAUCUCACUCUUUGAAGCUCAAGAAGAACAAUCGCAAGAAGAUUCUAGAAGUCACCAAGAAGAUCGCUGAGCUGCUGACAGGAGAGGUUCCUAUAAGGUGUCAAGAUGUCACUGUCUAUUUCUCCAUGAAGGAAUGGAAGUAUUUAGAAGAACAUAAGGAUCUCUACAAGGACAUCAUGAUGGAGAAUCAGCCGCCCCUCACAUCACCGGAUGGAUCCAGUAAUGGGAACCCACCAGAGAGAUGUCCAAGUCCUCUGUAUUCCCGGGAUUCCACCCAGGAAGAUCACACCAUCUCCCACCAUCAUCGGGGAAAUGGAUCCAGUAUUAGAAACCCACCAGAGAGAUGUCCAAGUCCUCUGUAUUCCCGGGAUUCCACCCAGGAAGAUCACACCAUCUCCCACCAUCAUCAGGUAGAUGGAUCCAGUAAUGGGAACCCACCAGAGAGAUGUCCAAGUCCUCUGUAUUCCCGGGACUCCACACAAGAGGAUCACACCAUCACACAUAAGGGUAUAAACCAGAGCGAUCACAAUAAUGCUGUUAAAGAAGAGAUAAAAGAGGAGGAUGAUGAGGUUGGUGUGAUGGAGACGUUUUUAGAAGGACACAAAGAUCCCUUCAAGAGAUGUCCCCAACCUCUGUCCUCCCGGGAUUCCAAACAGGAAGAUCACACCAUCCCUCACCAUCAUCAGGGUGAAGAACGGAUUAAUAUAAAAGCUGAGGUUAAAGAGGAAGAAGUAGAGACGUAUGUGGGGGAUGAGCAGCCGUCCACGGAAGAGGUUGGGAUGAUUAUGAAAAGUGAAGAGGAUGCAAUUUCUUUACCUAUCAACACAAAUGGAUGUGAUGUGAGGAAUUCCUCGGAGAGACAUCUUCUAUUAUCUGCUGAUUGUAAGUCAGAAGAUAAUGUCGUCACACAGGAUCCUCCAGGAGAAAAUCCAAAUACACAAAAUAUACAUCACAGACCUUCCUGUCCGGAGACAUCAAUGGAUCCCUCUGAUCGGGGGGAAUCUUCUCAUCAAUCACAUACUAUGAUUACAAAUGUCUAUUUAAAAUCUUACACUGCAGAUAGAUCAACAGAUCCUUCUAAUCCCGAGGAAUUUUCCUCACCCCAUGAAGGAGCUCACCUAGGUGACAAUCUAUUCUCAUAUUUAGAGUGUGGGAAAUCUUUCACUGAAAACAAACACCUUCUCAAACACCAGAGUAUUCACACAGGUGAGCUUCUUUAUUUAUGCUCAGAGUGCGGGAGAUGUUUUACUGACAAAGGAAAGCUUCUUGUACACCAGAGAAUUCACACGGGUGAGCGUCCUUAUUCAUGUACGGAGUGCGGGAAAUGUUUUUCUCGGAAAGGAGACUUUGUUAGACACCAGAGAAUUCACAGGGGUGAGCGUCCUUAUUCAUGUGCAGUCUGCGGAAAAUCUUUCACUAAGAAAGAUCACCUUACUAGACACCAGAGAACUCACACGGGUGAGCGUCCUUAUUCAUGUUCAGAAUGCGGGAAAUUGUUCACUUAUAGAUCUCAACUUGUUAAACACCAGGUACUUCACACAGGUGAGCACCCUUAUUCGUGUACAGAGUGCGGGAAAUGUUUUUAUCAGAAAGGAGACUUUAUUAGACACCAGAGAAUUCACACGGGUGAGCAACCUUAUUCAUGUACAGAGUGCGGGAAAUCUUUUUAUCAGAAAGGAGACUUUAUUAGACACCAGAGAAUUCACACGGGUGAGCAACCUUAUUCAUGUACAGAGUGCGGGAAAUGUUUUUCUCGGCAAGGAGACUUUGUUAGACACCAGAGAAUUCACACAGGUGAGCGUCCUUAUUCAUGUUUAGUCUGCGGAAAAUCUUUCACUAAAAAGGAUAACCUUGUUAGACACCAGAGAAUUCACACGGGUGAGCGUCCUUAUUCAUGUUCACACUGUGGGAAAUUGUUCACUUAUAGAUCUCAACUUGUUAAACACCAGAUAAUUCACACAGGUGAGCACAUUUAUUCAUGUACAGAGUGCGCAAAAUGUUUUUCUCAGAAAGAAGACUUUGUUAGACACCAGAAAAUUCACAAAGGUGAGCGCCCUUAUUCAUGUACAGAGUGCGGGAAAGGAUUUUCUCGGAAAGGAGACUUUGUUAGACACCAGAGAAUUCACACGGGUGAGCGUCCUUAUUCAUGUUCAGUCUGCGGAAAAUCUUUCACUAAAAAAGAUCACCUUACUAGACACCAGAGAACUCACACGGGCGAGCGUCCUUAUUCAUGUUCAGAGUGCGGGAAAUUGUUCCCUUAUAGAUCUCAACUUGUUAAACACCAGAAAAUUCACACAGGUGAGCACCCUUAUUCAUGUACAGUGUGCGGGAAAUGUUUUUCUCAGAAAGAAAACUUAGUUAGACACCAGAGAAUUCACACAGGUGAGCGUCCUUAUUCAUGUUCAGACUGCGGGAAAUUCUUUACUAAGAAAGAUCACCUUGUUAGACACCAGAGAACUCACACGGGUGAUCGUCAUGAUUAUAUACAAAGUGCGGAAAAUCUUUCACGGAGCUAAAGCUACUUCUUACAAACCAAAGUCAUUAUGGAUUCAAUGUUGACUUCAGCAUCCAUCAGUCUUUUAUGCUUUAACCACUUAUGGACCAGCCGCCGUCGUUUAACAUCGGUACUUUGAUGUGGAAUACCGUUGUUAUGGCAGCAGAUAGGUGCCAUAACCUUGGUAUCCUCUUAAAUGUCAGGCGGUCCGAUUUCAGAUGAAAGGAUUUGCCGCAAAAUCACUUUUAUCAGCAGCGGGAGAGGUUCCCCCCGCCGUGCUUCGGUCAUCUCCUCCGCUUACUGGAGCCGUCAGUAGUGGCGGAGACGAUCGGUCCUCUCCCCUCACAAGGCCUGGAGUGAGGGAAAGAUGGCCCCCACUCGGCUCCAUAACAUUGGAUGACGGAAGCAACGUCAAAUGUCACUUCUGCCCA